GUGCUGUUGAUGGUAGCCAUGCUGCACCUGCCCCCACAGGCCCUGCACCAAGCUGGCACAGCCCAGGCCUCCCGGCACAGCCCUGAGGCUGGGUACCGCCUGGACUUUGAGGAAUCCCAGGAAUGGGUGCUGGAGUCGGAAGAUGAGGACCAAGAGUACAGCCCACUGGAGGGCCUGCCGCCCUUCAUCUCGCUGCGGGAGGACCAGCUCCUGGUGGCUGUGGCCUCACCCAGGGUCAGAAGGAACCAGAGCCAGGGCAGGAGAGGUGGCAGCUACCGGUUCAUAAAGCAGCGGAGCAAGAGGCUGGACCAGGAGGCCCCAGAGAGGGACUGGGGAGCCGAGGAGGAAGACCGGGAGGUAUCUGAAGAAGAUGAGCUGACCCCGCUCAACCUGGAGGUGGCGCUCAGCGCCCGCAUCCCCCUGCAGAGGGCGCUGCCCGAGGUACGGCAUCCGCUAUGUCUACAGCAGCACCCUGAGGACAGCCUGCCCACAGCCAGCAUCAUCCUCUGUUUCCAUGACGAGCCCUGGUCCACCCUCCUGAGAACCGUACACAGCAUCCUUGACACAGCGCCCAGGGCUUUCCUAAAGGAGAUCAUCCUCGUGGACGACCUCAGCCAGCAAGGACAGCUCAAAUCUGCUCUCAGUGAAUACGUGGCCAGGUUGGAGGGGGUGAAGCUGCUCAGGAGCAACAAGAGGCUAGGCGCCAUCAGGGCCCGGAUGCUGGGCGCCACCAGGGCUGCUGGGGAUGUGCUGGUCUUCAUGGACUCCCACUGCGAAUGCCACCCAGGCUGGCUGGAACCCCUCCUCAGCAGAAUAGCUGGUGAUAGGAGCCGGGUGGUGUCUCCAGUGAUAGACGUGAUUGACUGGAAGACUUUCCAGUAUUACCCCUCCAGGGACCUACAGCGUGGGGUGUUGGACUGGAAGCUGGAUUUCCACUGGGAGCCUUUGCCAGAGAGUGAAAGGAAGGCCCUUCAGUCCCCCAUCAGCCCCAUCAGGAGCCCUGUGGUGCCCGGCGGGGUUGUGGCCAUGGACAGACAUUACUUCCAAAACACUGGAGCUUAUGACCCUCUCAUGUCACUGCGUGGUGGUGAAAACCUCGAACUGUCUCUCAAGGCCUGGCUCUGCGGCGGCUCCGUUGAAAUCCUUCCCUGCUCUCGAGUGGGGCACAUCUACCAAAAUCAGGACGCCCACUCCACCCCUGACCAGGAGGCCACCCUGCAGAACAAGGUUCGCGUUGCUGAGACCUGGCUGGGCUCGUUCAAAGACACCUUCUACAGGCACAGCCCAGAGGCCUUCUCCUUAAGCAAGGCUGAGAAGCUGGACUGCACAGAACGCUUGCAGCUGCAAAGGAGACUGGGUUGUCGGACGUUCCACUGGUUUCUGGCCAACAUCUACCCUAAGCUGUACCCAUCGGAACUCAGGCCCAGGUUCUUUGGAAAGCUUCACAACACCGGACUUGGCUUCUGUGCAGACUGCCAGGCAGAAGGGGACAUCUUGGGCUGUACCAUGAUGCUGGCUCCUUGCAGUGAUGGCCGGCAGCAACAGCACCUGGAGCACAUUGGCAGGAAGGAGAUCCACUUUGGCAGCCCACAGCACCUGUGCUUUGAUGUCAGGAGCGAGCAGGUGAUUCUUCAGAACUGCACUGAGGAGGGUCCUGCCAUCCAUCAGCAGCACUGGGACUUCCAGGAGAAUGGUAUGAUUGUUCACAUUCUUUCUGGGAAAUGCAUGGAAGCCAUGGUGCAGGAAAACAAUAAAGAUUUGUACUUGCGCCAGUGUGAUGGCAAAGCCAGCCAACUGUGGCAAUUUGACAAUGUCAACAAUGUGGAUGAACACUGAACGCCAGUGUCAGAAGGAAAAGAGAAGUUUGGCCAUCACAGUUCAGCUCCAAGAGAACUAAAAGAGCUAGAAUGUUUCACGAAGCAGACUCUGUUAUGUUUUUGCUCCUGGUCAUAGUAGAAAAGAAAUAUCCAUGAAUGAAUAUAGAAAAAUCUUUCGUUCUCACACCUAUUUCAUUGUCCACUGGCUAUUUUAGAAAAAGGAAAAGAAAAACAAAUGGACUCAUUGUCUCAUUGUCUUCAUCACUGGUAGAUGAUCAUUAUAUUGUACAGAAGGUUCUUCAUUUUCUUCCAUCGAGCGUGUAAUAAUUGCUUUUAUCUCUGACUACAGAAAGAGGCCUGGGCAUUCUCUGGAAGUACCUCCAGGAUACAUAAAUUUAAUCAAUCAGUUUAUUUUAGGUGGCCUUACCUUGGCUUGUCUUUGUGGCCAGUCGUGAAAAUUAAAGUGUGACGAGGGAAUAAUGGCCCGACAUCCCCAAAACUUUGGAUUAGGCUUAUUAGGACAAAUUUCAUGUUUACUGGUCGAGCGAUAGCUUGGAAGAAGGAAGGGAAGCUAGGGCUGGAGAGAAGAUGGAGAGAGCUUUGGACCAACUCCCCAGCUCAUCCUGGCAGCUGAAAGAGUCAGUAAACCAGGGAUAGGAUGUUUUCAUGUUGAUGAGAAUUUCCUCAGAACUUUCUACCUCCAUUCACCCCGCCCUAGCCUUUCUCUAGCUUGGUUAACCACAACCAGAUUCUCAUGCAAUAUAUUUCUCUUUAGUCAUUGGUGUCUGGAAGGGUCCGCUCAGACUGAGCAUUCCCGUUAUCAAAAGCAUAUGCAGUUGAGAAACUCCUGACGCCCUGAUACACGGUUUGUAUUGACUGGAUUAGAAAUAGCAACCUUUGAGGCAAACUUCUCGGAGGGGAAAUACCAGUGUCUGAGCCAAAAUUCUUAUGAGAGGAACCAGAGUCGGGCGUUAAUGUUUGUGAGGGCAGACAGGGCCAUCUCAGCCUGUAGAAACUGUCCGAGACCCCCAAAUGUGCCCACAGGUUGAACAUUCACCAUCGUGGAACAAGCACACCUCGACUAGAGCAGAGCCAGCACUAGCGACAGCUGACUGGCUCUCUUUGCUUUGACUUGGCCUAGUCUGACCAUGCUGCUGAGUGCAUUGGUUCUGCUAUUCAGAAGACACCAUCGUGCCCAUUUCUCUUUGAGAUGGAGUUUACUCUUCACAUGCUCUACUUAGAAACCACCCCUCAAAAAUGCUGAUUUCUCAGAACUCAGUGUGUUUCAAGUGAGAACAACUAGGUAGGAAGUGAGGGUUUCCAAACAAUACCUGUCAUAAUUAUGUAUUCCUUCUCCGUCUACUUAGGUCAAUGACUCACUGCAUUUCUCUUUCCUCAGAAUAUACUUUAGAUCUGUACUCAUAGCCACUAGCCACAUGUGGCUAUCUAAAUGUAAAUGCAUUAAAAUUAAAGAAAAUUUAAACUCAUUUCCUUAGUUGUACUGGUCACCUUUCGAGUGCUCAAUAGCCACAUGUUCCUAGGGACAACUGUAGUGGAGAGUACAGAUAUAUGACAUGUCAUCAUUGCAAACGUCGGUUCUAUUGGAUAGCACCGAUCUAGAUAGACUCAUCUUCCCAUUGAGAGAAGAAAUUUUAGCCACUCUCUUCUUCCUUCAGAACUGUGUAUAUUUAAAUCAAAUUCCUUUAAUAUCCUGAGGCUGAGACAGAGCUGAAAAUUCUCAGACAGCGACGUUGUAAAGGAUAUCAAUGGUUGAAAAAUAAAAGUUAAACGAGACCUCUAUUUUUUUAAAUGAACUUUAUUAUUGGCAUUGUGGGUAUUUGAAGU
Messenger RNA from Pteropus alecto (black flying fox), 3662 nucleotides. It is a transcript of the gene GALNT15, whose product is annotated as polypeptide N-acetylgalactosaminyltransferase 15. Lineage: Eukaryota; Metazoa; Chordata; Mammalia; Chiroptera; Pteropodidae. The record is from RefSeq and is a predicted model, not a curated record. The transcript has 10 exons. The annotation marks the transcript as partial. Gene Ontology annotation, cellular component: Golgi apparatus.